AUCGCUGUCCAGUACCUCCAUAAACACAUCCUGCACAGAGACCUGAAGACUCAGAAUAUAUUCCUGACGAAAACUAAUGUGGUGAAGGUUGGUGACUUCGGCAUCUCCAGGUUCCUGAGAGAUAAACAGGACUUAGCAACCACUGCUAUAGGUACUCCUUACUACCUGUCUCCUGAGAUAUGCCAGCGGCGGCCGUACAAUCAGAAGUCAGACAUGUGGGCUGUGGGCUGCGUCUUGUACGAGUUGUGUGCCCUGACGCACCCCUUCCAGGCAAACUGCUUUGAUGAACUCCUAAUCAACAUUCUCAGCGGUGUCUACAAGCCUCUACCACCGAAAUCGUCUAUUCUCCUGCAGGGGCUCACGAAGGUGUUGCUUAGGACGAAGCCUGAGCGACGCCCCUCAGCUGACGCUCUCCUCCUCCUGCCAGCCCUCCAGCCUUAUGUUGAGAUUUAUCUCAUUAAGCACGAGGGUAUAAUAGCCCCUCGCAGCAGGCAACAUCGGGAAACACGGUCAAGAACACAAGGACGCAGUCAAGAGGGACGGCGUGGCUCUUGA
Messenger RNA from Cherax quadricarinatus, 555 nucleotides. NCBI's taxonomy places the organism in Eukaryota, Metazoa, Arthropoda, Malacostraca, Decapoda, Parastacidae. The record is from RefSeq and is a predicted model, not a curated record.